Molecule: messenger RNA, 1882 nt
Organism: Branchiostoma floridae (Florida lancelet)
Lineage: Eukaryota; Metazoa; Chordata; Leptocardii; Amphioxiformes; Branchiostomatidae
Product: pathogen-related protein-like
Exons: 5
Coding region: 176-952 (258 amino acids)
Source: RefSeq, a predicted model, not a curated record
UGCUUUAGAAAACACUAGCUGUUGACCUUGACUUUGACCUCGAAAGUCACAUUGCUGUUUUCUUACCUUCAAGAUCAAGGAGAGGUAAGGAGGUGCACCCUGCCUGUAGCGACCGCGCCGCCAUAAAGUACUGUUUUCUUGUUGUUUUUCCUACUACAUAUUUCGGCCUUAAAAAAUGUCCGGAUCUUUUGGUACUGCCCAUUCUGAGGAGCGUCUUGCCGCAAGGCAGGAGCUUGAACGUCUCACGAAGAAGUACAACUUCCUUGAGCCAGACCGCGGGAACCUGGACGACCCAAAGAUCAAGUGGAGAUUCACCAAGCCCGACUAUACUCAGGCGAACCUCGAAUACAUGAAGGGGAAGACCAAGAACCACCCCGCGGGCUCGCUGGAGCUUGUGGUGGAGAACCUGGUGAAACGGUGGGAGAUGGAGGCGUCGCACUUCAAGGACCUGGACCAGUGGACAACCAUCAACAAGGAGAGGUACCGCGCCCAGGCUAACGGCGGAAAGGAUUUCUCCGCAGAAGAAGUCUAUAAGAUAGGCAACUACAACUGGCUGAUGGCGGGCUGUAAGAAGGAGUUGUACGACGCUGAGAAAGAAGACUUCGAGUCGUCCCAUCGCCACUUUCGCGGGGCCUUCCCCGCGGGCUUCCCCUGGGAGGUCCUGGAGGUGUUCUCGGGACCCCCCACGGUAGCCUUCAGCUGGCGUCACUGGGCCCACUACACGGGGCAGUACAUGGGCAGUCAGGGGGCGGGAGAACUGCUGGAGUUGUACGGGUUCGGCGUGGUCGAGCUGGACGAGAACACUAAGCUCGUCUCCGUCAACAUCUACUACAAGCCGGACCAGUUCGUAGAGGCUCUCAAGGGGGAUAUCACCCCCGAACAGAUGUCAAAGGGAAAGGCGUUGGUGGGUUCCGGAUGCCCCUUUGUUAAGUCUACCCCCACUAGCGUGUAAAGGGCGUGAAAACCCUACCCAGGGCAAGAGUAAUAAGGAAGUGCUCCCACUGUGACACUGUGUCCAGCAGUUUGAAUGGUGGAUUAACCCCCAUAACCACAUAAACUCAUAAACAUCCUAGACUGUCUCCCAGCCAGAAACUAGAGCGAUAAUAACUGUCACAAGAUUUAGAUAUUCUGUAUUGGUUUUCAUAGGAACACUGGUAUACCAUCAAACUAUGCAGACUGGCCCAAAUAACUGUUACAUAAUCCAAGGAUAUUGCUGCUUUGAUAAUCAAGACAAUAGUAUCUGCAACUUUCAGUUUUUGGAAAAUCAACUUUGUUCAAUUUUCAAGCCAGCCCUGUCAAAAUUGUAUCAAACUAUCUAAAUAUCCCACUCAAAAAUGUUGUCCUGACACAGAUGAAUCAGCUUUUAGUUGGUGUCUAGAAAUAUGACUUGUAACGUUGGUGUCUAUCAACCAUUAUAGACUAUAUAUGGGGCUCUGUACUUAUAACAUUCAACGAUGUCUCACACUAAAUGGCAUUAGUGUUAGUUGUCACUAGUAUAUUAUCGGCUAGGUCCACAUUUCAGCUGAGCUAACUUCUUUAUGUGCUUUAUAUCUAUACUCUAAUUUCUCAUCUGUUGUCUACAGAUUUCAAACAAGGCUUGAAGAGUAACUUGUGCUUAGUCAACUUUCUCAGACAGGUCACCGCUGAAAUGAACUGCAUGGGUGCUAGAAGCGUACUGAAGUCCCGGAUAUGAUAGUUUACGUUUAUCGGAUUUAUAACGGCAGGGUCUGGUCAUUAUAAUAGCUUUACGUGCCUUUUUAAAAAACCGGAGCUUGCCCAGGUAUCAAGUAUUGAUUGUGUCAAAACUGUGCUCUACAUUUCUGACAUUUUAUGCGUCCAAAUGUAUACACUACAUUCCUAAUAAAAAAGUUUGGUCAAGCCA